CGCAAAAAAAAAAAAAUAAUUUCUUACCUUUAUACCACACAUAAAAUGGUUGAUCUGUCUACCUCCAUUGCUGGCGUCCAGCUCCCCAACCUCUUUUUCAAUGCAUCGGGUGUCAAAUGCCAAUACGAAUCUGAUUUGAAGGAAUUACUGGACAGUGAAUCCGGCUCGCUCAUUACGAAAUCGUCCACCUUUGAAGUCCGUGAAGGCAACCCAAGCCCUCGCUACUGCCCUUUGCCUUCUGGCAGUAUCAACUCGAUGGGCUUGCCCAACGAGGGCUACGAAUACUACCUUGAAUAUGCCAAAAAAUACGAUUAUACCAACCCCAAGCCCUUGUUUGUGUCUCUUUCCGGCCUGAGCUUGCAAGACAACGUCAAGAUGGUCGAGAAGUUUGCUGCUGCUGACCUGCCCUGUGUCUUGGAAGUCAACUUUUCCUGCCCCAACGUGCCUGGAAAGCCUCAGCUGGGUUAUGACAUGGAAGCCAUGGAAAAUGCUCUGCAGACCCUUGCUCCCAUCAUCAAGAAACCUUUUGGCAUCAAGUUGCCUCCUUACUUUGACAUUGCCCACUUUGAUGCCGUCGCCGCUAUCGUCAAUAAGGUCGACAACCUGGCCUUUGUCACUUGCGUCAACUCGGUCGGUAAUGGUUUGGCCAUUGAUUUUGAGACUGAGACAGCUAUCAUUAAGCCCAAGGAUGGCUUUGGCGGUCUGGGUGGCGCAAUGAUCCUCAACACUGCUCUUGCAAACGUCAAUGCUUUCCAUCGUCGUCUCAAGGGUGGCAAGAAGGUCAUUGGUGUUGGCGGUGUCACCUCCGGCAAGGAAGCUUUCUUGCAUGUUCUCGCUGGUGCAAGUGCUGUCCAGAUCGGUACCCAACUCCAGGAAGAGGGUCCCUCUUUCUUUGCUCGUGUCAAGAAGGAGCUUACUGAAAUCAUGGAGGCCAAGGGCUAUAAGUCCUUGGAGGAUUUCCGUGGCAAGGUCAAGACGUUGUAAAUAGUAAUCAUCACCAUCAUAAUAAUAAAGUAUGCAAUUCCAUCAUAUUUGUUGUAGAUCAAGCCAUAAAU
Messenger RNA from Zychaea mexicana, 1055 nucleotides. Its product is annotated as Dihydroorotate dehydrogenase. The transcript has a single exon. Gene Ontology annotation, biological process: UMP biosynthetic process; 'de novo' pyrimidine nucleobase biosynthetic process. Gene Ontology annotation, molecular function: dihydroorotate dehydrogenase activity. The coding region runs from base 46 to 984 and encodes 312 amino acids. NCBI's taxonomy places the organism in Eukaryota, Fungi, Mucoromycota, Mucoromycetes, Mucorales, Lichtheimiaceae. The record is from RefSeq and is a predicted model, not a curated record. Gene Ontology annotation, cellular component: cytoplasm.